Molecule: messenger RNA, 846 nt
Organism: Ilex paraguariensis (yerba mate)
Lineage: Eukaryota; Viridiplantae; Streptophyta; Magnoliopsida; Aquifoliales; Aquifoliaceae
Source: the annotation of a GenBank genome assembly
ACAACUCGCAGUGCUCAGAUUUUUUGGAGAGAGAGAGAGAGAGAGAAGGAUGAGUGGUUCCAUCUCACAAGACUGGGAGCCGGUGGUGAUCCGGAAGAAAGCUCCCACCGCCGCCGCUCGCAAGGAUGAGAAAGCCGUCAACGCCGCCCGUCGUUCUGGUGCUGAGAUCGAAACCAUCAAAAAGUCAACUGCAGGCACAAACAAGGCUGCCUCUAGCAGUACUUCGCUGAACACCAGGAAGCUUGACGAGGACACUGAGAAUCUUGCUCAUGACAAGGUGCCAACCGAACUGAAGAAAAACAUCAUGCAGGCUCGAAUGGAUAAGAAACUAACCCAGGCUCAACUUGCUCAAAUAAUCAAUGAGAAGCCCCAGGUGAUACAAGAGUACGAAUCUGGGAAGGCCAUUCCAAAUCAACAGAUUAUUUCCAAACUGGAGAGGGCUCUUGGUGCGAAACUGCGAGGAAAAAAGUAAAAUAAGCUGCAAGAAGGAAAGUCAGCCUUAUGAAUUAUCGUUGUCUUUUGAGACUUAAAAGAAAGUGGUUGUACAUGGACCUUUUUUCUUUUCUGCGUUUUCCCCUUCAACCACCAUUAUGCUCAUCUAUGAGAGACUCUGGCUGAUAGAUAUGGUUUUCUUGUGGGUAAUAAAUUCUUAUUUUGUUUGUGAAAUGUUGUGGGGGCAUUUAUAGGUCAGCACAAAUUGCUUGUACUGACAAAAAAAUGCUGGUAAAAACAAUUCGAAAUUGAAUGCUUGGAACUAAUUUGUAAGACUGAAAAAGGGGUUGCGGAUUUGAAUGAAAGAAUAUAUGUAUUUGUCGUCUAUCUUUCCUAUAUAUGCAGAGGCAAGAG